Molecule: messenger RNA, 4503 nt
Organism: Fukomys damarensis (Damara mole-rat)
Lineage: Eukaryota; Metazoa; Chordata; Mammalia; Rodentia; Bathyergidae
Product: aldehyde oxidase 1-like
Exons: 34
Coding region: 92-4027 (1311 amino acids)
Molecular function (GO): 2 iron, 2 sulfur cluster binding; iron ion binding; FAD binding
Source: RefSeq, a predicted model, not a curated record
CCGGUGCGGACGUCUCGCUGCUCUCCUCUUCUUGCGCAGGGCACUUUAUUUUCUCUCCACAUAGGUGACGGAGAAAAAUGUCGAUCCUGAAAUGAUGCUGCUGCCAUUCCUGAGGAGGAAUCUGCGACUCACCGGGACCAAGUACGGCUGCGGAGGCGGCGGCUGCGGCGCCUGCACCGUGAUGGUCUCGCGCUAUGACCGCGGCACCAGGAGGAUCAGACACUACCCAGCCAACGCAUGCCUGACACCCCUCUGCUCACUGCACGGCGCAGCUGUCACCACAGUGGAAGGUGUGGGAAGCACGAGGACUCAGCUCCACCCUGUGCAGGAGAGGAUUGCCAAGAGCCACGGCACGCAGUGCGGCUUCUGCACCCCCGGGAUGGUGAUGUCGCUGUACACGCUGCUGCGCAACCACCCGCAGCCCACGGAGGAGCAGCUCCUGGAGGCCCUGGCGGGCAACCUGUGCCGCUGCACGGGGUACAGACCCAUCCUGGACGCGGGCAGGACUUUCUGCAAGACUUCAGGCUGCUGCCAGAGUAAAGAAAAUGGAGUUUGCUGUUUGGUCCAAGGAGUAAACAGACUGCCAGAACCUGAGGAAGGAGGCCAGACGAGUCCAAAGCUUUUCCCAGAAGAGGAGUUUCUGCCGUUGGAUCCAACUCAGGAGCUGAUUUUUCCUCCCGAGCUGAUGAUACUCGCUGCGAAGCAGCCACGGAGCCCCCAGGUGUUCACAGGGGACAGGAUGACCUGGAUCUCCCCGCUGACCCUGAAAGACCUUCUGGAAGCCAAGUCCAAGUUUCCCCAGGCCCCACUGGUCAUGGGCAACACCUCCGUGGGACCCGAAAUGAAAUUUAAAGGUGUCUUCCAUCCAGUCAUAAUCUCUCCUGAUGGAAUUGAAGAGCUGAGCAUUAUAAAGCAUUCGUGCGAUGGGCUGACCCUGGGUGCUGGCCUAAGCCUGGCCCAGGUGCAAGAUGUCCUGGCUGAUGUGGUCCAGCGGCUUCCAGAAGAGAAGACACAGACAUUCCGUGCGGUCCUGAAGCAGCUGAGGAUGCUGGCUGGGUCCCAGAUCAGGAACAUGGCUUCUUUAGGGGGCCACAUCUUGAGCAGGCAUCCGGACUCAGAUCUGAACCCGCUCCUGGCUGCAGGUAGCUGCACCCUCUGUGUGCAGUCGCAGGAGGGAGCCCGACAGAUCCCGCUGGAUGAGCGCUUCCUUGGCAAGAGCCUGGGCAUGGAUCUCAGGCCUCAGGAGGUCUUGCUGUCCGUGACUGUCCCCUACUCCCGGAAGUGGGAGUUCGUGUCCGCCUUCCGGCAAGCCCAGCGCAAAGAGAAUGCGCGAGCCAUAGUGAACGCAGGGAUGAGGGUCUUCUUCAGGGACGGGGACGGCAUCAUCACAGAGCUCUCCAUCCUAUACGGUGGUGUCGGCCCGGCCACUCUCUGUGCCAGGGAGGCCUGCCGGAAGCUCGUUGGGAGGUCCUGGAGUGAAGAGACUCUGGACGAGGCCUGCAGGCUGGUGCUGGGCGAGGUCACCCUGCCCGGCUCGGCCCCUGGAGGCCGGGUGGAGUUCAGGAGGACCCUGCUGGUCAGCUUCCUCUUCAGGUUCUACCUGCAGGUGUCCCAGAGCUUGAGCCACAUGGACCCAGGUCGCUAUCCCAGCCUGGAGGGCAAGUAUGAGAGCGCAUUGGAAGACCUCCACCCCAGAUGUGGACAUGGCUGGGGAGCAUUCAGGUACCAGAGGGUGGACCCCAUGCAGCUUCCUCAGGACCCCAUCGGCCGCCCCAUCAUGCACCUGUCUGGGGUCAAGCACGCCACUGGGGAAGCCAUCUACUGCGAUGACAUGCCUGCAGUCGACCAGGAGCUUUUCCUGACCUUCGUGACCAGCUCAAGAGCCCACGCCGCCAUUGUCUCCAUGGAUCUGUCCGAGGCGCUCAGCCUGCCAGGCGUGGUGGACAUCGUGACCGCCAAGCACCUUGGGGACGUAAACUCCUCCACAGAGACACUGCUGGCAACAGACAAGGUGCUGUGUGUGGGUCACCUUGUCUGCGCUGUCAUCGCAGACUCUGAGACUCGGGCAAAACAGGCUGCUGAGAAAGUGCGGAUCGUCUACCAGGACCUGGAGCCGCUGGUCCUCACCAUCCAGGAAGCUGUCCAACUCAAGUCCUUCUUGGAGGCGGAGAGGAAGCUGGAGUGUGGAGAUGUGGAGGAGGCGUUUAGGACGGUGGAUCGAGUUCUGGAAGGUGAGGUCCGGGUGGGUGGCCAGGAGCAUUUCUACAUGGAGACUCAGAGCAUGCUCGCUGUUCCCAAGGGAGAGGACCAGGAGAUGGACAUCUACGUGUCCACACAGUUUCCCAAGUACAUCCAGGACAUGGUUGCCUCGACCUUGAAGCUCCCGGCUAACAAGGUCAUGUGCCACGUGCGGCGCGUUGGCGGCGCCUUCGGGGGCAAGGUGGUCACAACCAGCAUCAUGGCAGCCAUCACUGCAUUCGCAGCCCACAGGCAGGGCCGUGCAGUCCGCUGCGUCCUGGAGCGAGGAGAAGACAUGCUGAUAACCGGCGGCCGCCACCCUUACCUCGGGAAGUACAAGGUGGGGUUCAUGAGCAACGGCCGGAUCACGGCCCUGGACCUGGAGCAUUACAGUAAUGGGGGCCACUCCCUGGACGAGUCCUUGUUCGCGAUAGAGAUGGGUCUUCUGAAAACGGAGAACGCGUACAAGUUCCCCAGCCUGCGCUGCCGGGGCCGCGCCUGCAGAACCAACCUCCCGUCCAACACGGCACUGCGAGGCUUCGGCUUCCCCCAGGCGGGGUUCAUCACAGAGUCCUGCAUCGUGGAGGUGGCGGCCGAGUGUGGCCUGUCCCCGGAGGAGGUCCGGGAGGUAAACAUGUACCAGGGCACCGAGCAGACACCCUACGGACAAGAAAUCAACACCGAGGGCCUGGCCCGCUGCUGGCAGGAAUGCAAGGCCAAGGCCUCCUUCGCCCUGCGGCGGGCAGCCGUGGACAAGUUCAACUCCGGCAGUCCCUGGAAGAAGAAAGGGCUGGCCAUGGUGCCCCUGAAGUUCCCGGUGGGCGUGGGCAACGUCGCCUUGGGCCAGGCCUCCGCCCUGGUCCACGUCUAUCUGGACGGCUCCGUGCUGGUCACUCACGGUGGGGUUGAAAUGGGGCAAGGUGUCCACACCAAAAUGAUCCAGGUGGUGAGCCGGGAGCUGAAGAUGCCCAUGGAGAACGUCCACCUGCGUGGGACAAGCACCGAGACCAUCCCGAACACCAACGCCUCGGGGGGUUCCGUGGUGGCCGACCUCAAUGGGCUGGCAGUGAAGGACGCCUGUCAGACUCUUCUAAAACGCCUGGAACCCAUCAUCAGCAAGAAUCCUCAGGGGACCUGGAAGGACUGGGCACAGGCUGCCUUCGACAGAAGCAUCAGCCUCUCGGCGGCUGGGUACUUCAGGGGUUACGAGUCCGACAUGGACUGGGAGAAGGGCAAAGGCCACCCCUUCGAGUACUGCGUGUACGGCGCGGCCUGCUCAGAGGUGGAGAUCGACUGCCUGACGGGGAGCCACAAGAACAUCCGGACAGACAUCGUCAUGGACGUUGGCCACACUAUCAACCCAGCACUCGACCGCGGCCAGGUCGAAGGCGCCUUCCUCCAGGGCGUGGGGCUGUACACCACGGAGGAGCUGAGGUACUCCCCUGGGGGCGCUCUGCACACACGGGGCCCCGACCAGUACAAGAUCCCCGCCAUCUGCGACGUCCCCGCCGAGCUGCACGUCUCCUUUCUGCCUCCAUCCGAAAGCUCCAACACCCUGUAUUCAUCCAAGGGCCUGGGAGAGUCUGGGGUGUUCCUGGGGUGCUCCGUGUUCUUCGCCAUCCAGGAUGCAGUGAGUGCCUCGCGGAAAGAGAGACACCUGCCCGGGCCCUUGGUGCUCAGCAGCCCACUGACCCCAGAGAAGAUCCGGAUGGCCUGUGAGGACAGGUUCACGGAGAUGAUUCCAAGAGACGUACCUGGAUCCUAUGUUCCUUGGGAUAUUCCCGUGUGAGUCGCGCGCAGCCUCUGGAGGGAGGCAUGGGUAGCUCUGCCCUCAGCACCCCGGCCAGUCCCCAUCUUCUCAGACAGAUUCACUCAGCUCGGAGACCUCCUCACACUGCUGCCUUCGCAGGAAGCCAGUCCGGAAGGCUCCCUGCAGGACUUGGUAGAUAGAUCGUGACAGCUCGAGUUAGAAGACAGAUGAUAGCUGAUAGAAGACAGAAGACAUGAUAAGUAAUAGGCUUAAAUUCAUAAAGCACACUGUACACGGGGUGAAUAUUAACUGUUUCCCUCAAGGGUGGUAUCUCAUUACUGUGUCCCUUGGAUUCACCCAAUAACUGCAAUACAUGAUGAUUUUAUGUAAUUUGUAUCUGAGUGUUAUUCUCCAACAAAAUUAUACUCUUACUGAAAGACAACUGUCUGAAUAAGUUUAGUACAUGCACUGCCAAAGGGAGCAUGUGAAUAAAUUUAUUAUCGGCGUAAACCAUA